AUGCUCCUAUUAAUAUUCGUGCCGAUACUUGCACUUUUAUUUUGGCUGUGGUGGAAAAGAGAGAAAAAUGAAAAUGAGCCACCCGAGUACGUUUUUAAGUUAGAAUGGCACAAACUUCAUAAUGUUGUGAAUGAUGGCGAACGUCUGUGGAGACGAACUAAAAAAAUGAGCGCUGAAUGUCUUAAACGAGAUGGAACUAUGCAAAUGACAGUAGGGCCUCGGACUGUAUAUGUUAUUACAGAUCCUGAUGACUUUUUGACUGUUUCAAAUGCCUGUUUAGAAAAGGAUCCAUUUUACAAUUUCAGCAAAAACUGGCUUGGUAACGGUCUAAUCACUGCACCAACUUCAAAGUGGAAAGUACAUAGAAAGCUAUUGAAUCCAUUGUUCGGUCAACGUUCAAUAGACAGUUUAAUAGAAGUAUUUAAUAAUGUCUCUCGUCAACUCGUUGAAAACCUAGAAGUGGAGGUUGGGAAAGGUCCAUUUGAUCAUUACCCCUAUACAAGACGUAAUGCUUUGGAUACAAUAUGCAGUUUAAAAUUUAAACCAUUUAUUAGAGUACUUUUGGAGAUGUUCUCAAAUAGUGAUGCCUUCACUGACAGUGAUAUUAGACAACACGUAGACACAUUUGUUGUGGCUGGUGAAGAUACUACCGCUGGAGUUACUAUGUACUGUAUGCUUUUAGUGGGUUCUUAUUCACAAGUACAAGAUAAAAUAUACGAAGAGAUAAAGGACAUUUUUGGUGAUGACGAAAGAGACGUAACAAAAGAAGAUCUCUCAAAACUAGUUUAUUUAGAAGCAGUAUUAAAAGAAACUAUGCGUUACUACCCUAUUGUUCCGAUAAUAGGACGACAUCUUGACAAGGACGUUAAAUUACGUAAUUGCACCCUAUCAAGGGGUCGGACUGCAAUAUUAUCCAUCUAUGGAAUACAUCGACAUCCAAUGUGGGGUCCAGACGCUGAUGAGUUUAAACCGGAACGGUGGCUUGCUCCUCUAUCAAAUAUUCAAAAAAUGUUUGCUGGGUUUAGUAUGGGUCGAAGAAUUUGUAUUGGCAAAACAUAUGCAAUGGCGUCAUUGAAGGUUAGAUUCGAGAUGCUUCUGUUGAUAUUGCUGUGGACGUUGGUAUUUCUAUUUUGGAUAUGGUUAAAAAAAGAUGCAAACAAAGAUGAACCACCAACAUUUUUUACUUUAGACUGGAGAAAACUAUACCGUAUAACGGAAAAUACUGAGGGUUUCUGGAAUCUUAUAAAAGAAAUGAGUCGAGAGUGUCAAAAACGUGAUGGAGUUAUGAAACUGGCUAUAGGUCCUCGAACCGUUUAUGUUCUAACCGACCCUGAAGAUUGUUUGACUGUGUCAAAUGCGUGCUUAGAAAAGGAUAGUGUUUAUGACUUCGCAAAAAACUGGAUUGGAAAUGGCCUCAUCACGUCAUCGCUACCCAUUUGGAAAAUGCAUCGAAAACUAUUAAAUCCAUUAUUCAAUGCUCGUAUAUUGAAUAAUUUUAUGGAGAUCUUCAACAGUCUAUCUCAUAUCCUUAUCAAAAAUCUAGAAGUAGAAGUUGGGAAGGGUCCGUUUGAUCCUUAUGUUUAUUCAAGACGUUAUGCCUUGGAAUUAAUAUGUAGUUUUGAUUUCGAACCAUUGGCAGAAAUUAUUCUGAAAAUUUGUGAGAAUAAUACACAAUUCACUGAUCAGGAUAUAAGACAACAUAUAGACACAUUUAUUGCAGCUGGUGAAGAUACUUCCGCCGGGGUUAUUAUGUUAUGUUUGGUAACAGUGGGUUCUUAUCCACGAGUGCAAGAAGAAAUAUACAAAGAGUUAAAACAGAUUUUUGGCGAUGAAGACAGAGAUGUGACGAAAGAAGACCUAACCAAACUAGUUUACUUAGAUGCAGUAAUUAAAGAGACAAUGCGUUUUUACCCAAUGGUACCUGCUAUAGCACGCUAUGUCGAUAAGAACGUUAAACUACGUAACUGCACGCUAUCAAAAGGUCGCACUGCAAUUGUAUCGAUCUAUGGAAUACAUCGACAUCCAAUGUGGGGUCCAGACGCUGAUGAGUUUAGACCAGAAAGGUGGCUUUCCCCACCAUCAAGUUAUUACAAAUAUUUUGCUGCUUUUAGUUUGGGUCGCAGAAUUUGUAUAGGAAAAACCAUGGCAAACGCUGCGCUAAAGGUUACUAUGGCUCACAUAUUUCGAAAGUACGUAAUUCACGGCGAUCAUACAAAUAUGAAAUUAAAGUAUGAACUUACUCUGAAAGCUAUUUCCGGACAGUAUAUCACAAUUGAAAGAAGAAAUAAAAAGCAAUGA
Molecule: messenger RNA, 2298 nt
Organism: Danaus chrysippus (African queen)
Lineage: Eukaryota; Metazoa; Arthropoda; Insecta; Lepidoptera; Nymphalidae
Source: the annotation of a GenBank genome assembly